This is a messenger RNA of Physeter macrocephalus (sperm whale), 4242 nucleotides long. RefSeq names its product secretory carrier membrane protein 4 (gene SCAMP4). The record is from RefSeq and is a predicted model, not a curated record. The transcript has 5 exons. Gene Ontology annotation, cellular component: trans-Golgi network membrane; recycling endosome membrane. Bases 130 to 528 code for a protein of 132 amino acids. Gene Ontology annotation, biological process: protein transport. NCBI's taxonomy places the organism in Eukaryota, Metazoa, Chordata, Mammalia, Artiodactyla, Physeteridae.
CGCGGCGCCAGGCGGUGGCGGAGGCGGGGCAGGCGGGCCGGUUGCUAAGACUUGGUGAAAAGCGCAGCGCUCCGCCCGUCUCGUCAGGUGGCUGCAGCCUUCUGCCCCUGCCCUGUCUUCACAGCGGAAAUGUCAGGAAAGGAGAACAACUUCCCCCCGCUGCCCAAGUUCAUCCCCCUGAAGCCCUGCUUCUACCAGAACUUCUCUGAUGAGAUCCCUAUCGAGCACCAGGUCUUGGUGAAGAGGAUCUACCGCCUGUGGCUGUUCUACUGCGCCACCCUGGGCGUCAACCUCGUCGCCUGCCUGGCCUGGUGGAUCGCCGGCGGCUCUGGAGCCAACUUCGGCCUGGCCCUGGUCUGGCUGUUGCUCUUCUCCCCCUGCGGCUACGUGUGCUGGUUCCGGCCCGCAUACAAGGCCUUCCGAUCUGACAGCUCCUUCAAUUUCAUGGCGUUUUUCUUCAUCUUUGGAGCGCAGUUCGUCCUGACCGUCAUCCAGGCUGUCGGCUUCUCGGGAUGGGGCGCGUGGUAAGCAGGGCCCCCGAGAGCCCGCGAUGAGCAGGGUUCGCUCUGGGGCCACGAGUUGCUCGUACCGUUAGUGCAGGCCGAGCUCUGUGACGAGGACCCCAAAACUCCGACAGCCGGGAGAGGGCUGACGUUUGCUCCUUGCUCUUGUCAACCCACCAGGGAGGUGCCGGCUCAGGGGGCUGGGUGCGGUGGAUCCGCCCGCCUUCUGCCGCCUCGUGCGUGGUCACCCGGCCCCAGGAGGACCUGGGAAGCGUGGUCCAUGGGUGUCUGGGGGGUGGGAGAGCAGCUCGAGGGCCUGCCCUGAGCGGCCACCUGUGCCUAGGCCUACCAUCUAGGUGGUGAGCCGUUUUCCAUUUGUUUGCUUUUGGGGUAUCAUAUGAGGUUUCUGUGGCUACUGUGACAAAUUACUCCAGAUUUAGUGACUUGAAAUGAAAGAAACUUACGUUUCGUUCUGGAGGUCAGAACUCACUUAACCUGUGAGUGGGCAGGGCGGUCCUUCUGGAGGCUCCAGGGCAGCAGCGGUUCCCGCCUUUUCCAGCUUCUAGAGGCGCCGCAUCCCUGGCUCGCGGCCUCGUCCUCUGUCCUCGUACCUCUGUCGUAUCCAGCAGCGCAGUAUCUCCCGUCUCUCUCUGCCUCUGACCCUCCCGCUUCCCUCUUAUAGGGACCCUGGGAUGAUGCUAGGCCCCCCGGGGAAUCCAGGGUCAUCUCUGUCUCAGGGGCUUUAACUUAAUCCCACCUGGAAGGUCCCUUUUGCCACCUAAGGUGCCACAUCCUCGGGGCCCUGGAGCAGGACGUGGCGCUGUUGGGGCAGCGGGUCCGUCUGUGGCAGGCAGUGCCCAGAGGUGGCACUGGACGGUUGCUCUUCCUGCCUCAUGUGCUGCCGGGCAUGUCCCCACGUCUCUUGGUAGAAUUUCUCGGCGUGUUGGGACCUUGCCCGUGUGAGCGGCGGGGAGUCUUCUGGGUCACGCCCUCUGGUGGAUCUUCUGGCUCCUGGGUGGAGGGUGCCUGUUGCCAUUGCCUUCAAGGUGUCUGUCCCCGUCCCUCUGCCGUGUCCGCGGGGACGGCUGCCACGUGCCCUUGGCAGUGGUGAGCUGUGCGCGCUCCUUUUGCUCUUGAGGCCCCGCUGAGGUUGCACGGCCUCUCGGUGUCCAUUUGCUGCCGGGCCUUCACCCCUCCCCAGCACGGAGCCUGUCACCCAGGGUCAUUUCCAGGGUGCAUCUCUCCGGGUUCCUGACAUCGCUCCCUCCCCGCGUGGUGAGCAGACCCUGAAUGCUGGGCCUCCUCUUGGCCGAUGCCUCCCCAGAUGCGGGUCUGGGGUCCCCAAGACCACCCCCGGCGCAGGGAUUCACUAGGCGACCCCCAGGCACGGCCGAGACCCCAGAUCCAGCGGGGGAGUAGGUGCCCGGGUGGCCUCCACGUCUGCACAGGCGGUGUUGGGACAGGGAGCUCCCGAGGUCUGGUUCCAGAUGCAGCCUCAUGCCGGCACCCAGCCGCCUUCUGCCUGGUCCCCCAUCGCUGUGGUUUCUGCGCGGACAGGCAGGGCGCACACCUUCCUUGGGGCCCAGCCUACAGAAAGGGAACAUCGGAGCCGACCUUCCCACCUCCUGUGGGGGCCUCCCCAGCUGGUGACCUCGCCUCAUGCAGGGGCUGCCCUGAGAUGUUGCCCUUGUCUGGGAAGUCAUGGGGAGGGGGAGGGGGGUAGUAAUAACAACGGUGACAAUGACGGUGACAGUGCUCCUGGUUGUGCAGUGGGGCCUGGGCACCUCCUGAGGGCUGGCUCAUUUGCUCCCCUUGAAGGGGUCUCCUGACUUCCUAGUGUGCAGACGGGGACGGGCGCGGAUGGGGGCAGGGGUUAGGGUCAGGGUUAGGCUCCAUUCCUGGUACCCAAGGCCCUCGAGGCCCUUCCUGCCCGUGUGGGCAGCUGUCCUGGCUCUGAUCCCGUAUGGGGACCCCCGGGCUCCGCAGACGUGGGGGAGUAGAUGGCGCCUGGCCCGGGGGCCGCCUCGGGGCUCAGUGCUGGGGCUGGGGCCGAGGAGCUGCAGCUCUGCCCGUCUGCGUCCCCCCGCCUGGGGUCUGCCCACUCCGGUGGGCUCCUCCUGGCUGGCGGGGGUCUCCCUGUUCCCGGGGUCUCACCCUCCUGCCCAGGUGGCCGCAGUCCCACACAUCACCUCCAGGGAGCGAGUGGACCACUCUGGGGUCAGCGUGUGGAGCCUUGGGGAUGCCUUCCGGGGGCACUGGCUCCCAGCCAGUCCCGGGCCCGCAGGUCUGUCCCUCUCCACUCACCCCAGACGCUUCCCUGUGAGUCCGUGCAGGAGAUGGACUUUUAAAACCUCUGAGACGUCUUAUGCGUAAAAGGCCGCGAUGCUGCUUUGCACCAGGAAACCAGCAGUGACCCCAGCACCUCAGAUGCUCAGACGUGUCCUUCCUGCCCUCUCGUGACCUUCUCACGUGGGGCUCCUUAGAGGUCACGGACCCGGGGCAGAGCACGCCGCCCACCACUCAGCCAACUCCCUGCCCGCGUCUGAUGUCCUCGCCUCGACCACACAUGGUGGGUGCAGUGCUCUUACCCACCUGCAGGUGUCACGGGUUUCCACAGUGUUUCCGUGACAGGUCUUUCCCCUCGGGGAUCCCUGUGGGUUAUUAACGUUUGGCCUCUGCGAUUGGUUCACAUGAGACUCCAGGUGAGGUGUGCACGCCUCUCUGAUCUGGGAGCUCGACCGUCUGUAGUCUCCACAGCAGGGGCUUUAUCUAGGUGCCUUCACAGCCAGAAAGGCAGCUUCUUAAGCGCACGAUUCAGUGGUUUUCAGUGUAUUUACAAGGAUAGAGGUUCAUCACCUCUAUCCAAUUCCAGAACAUUCCGUCACCCCAAAAAGAAGCCCGUCCCCAUCAGCAGUUACCCCCACCCCCUCCCCAGCCCCUGACAACACGCAGCCACUCUCUGUGUCUGUGGAUUUACCCGUCCUGGACGUUUCCCAUCAACGGAAUCACACCCUGUGCGUCCUUCUGUGUCUGGCUGCUCUCACUGAGCGUUGUGUUCUCAGGGCCCGUCCACGGACCCUGAGCAAGUGUCUCAGGACCCUGAGCGAGUGGUAGCGAGUGUCGGGGCUUCACCCCUCUUCGUGGCUGUGAUGUUCCCGUGUGUGGAGGGACACGGUAUGUGUGUCCAUUCACGGACACAUGGGUGGACGCUUGGGUUGUCUGUGCCCGUCUGUUAUUGCUAGUCAUUCUGCUGUGCAGUUUCUACAGGUAUCGGUGUGAAUGUGUGUUCUCCUUUCUCUUCCACCUGGCUGUGGAAUUGCUGGGCAACACAGUAACUAUUUAGCCGUCUGAGGAGCUGCCAGACCCUCCCAUAGCUUUUGCAGGCUGCAUACCUGUGCUGUCCUUUUGCACCUUCUGUCCCCAUCUCCCUGGCUCUGUCCCCUCGAGCUCCUGGCCGAGUGGCCUUGGGGGAGCACCUGGCACCCUCGUGUCCCUGCCGCCUUGUCUCCGGGCCUGUCAUCCUCCCUGCCCUCCCCCCACUGCCGCUUGCCUUGGCUGCCCCGCCCGGUGGGUGCAGCAGGCUCUGCACGUCUGUCCGAAGCUGGUCGAGGCCGGUUUAUCACCCACUGUCCUGAGUGGGUCACCCUGGGCUGUUGGUGAGAUUGUUUCUCUGGAAGCUCUGGCUGCCGGUCCCUCUGGGAGGCUGGGCCGUGGAGCAGGUCCCCAUCCUACAGCCCCA